AUGGAUAUUCUUGUUACUCGUAAGUCAUCUUCAUUAACUUGUCAUAAAUGGUUAAAAGAUGAACCUAGUAAAUGUAAUGGAAGAUGCUCUAAUAAACAAAGUCAAGUCAUUAAUGUAAAAGGUCAAACAGUUAGAACAUUCGAUAUGCUUGACUGUGAAUUUAAGAAAGAUUCACCUUAUGUUGAAAUAGCAGCUAGAAAAAUUCCAAUGGACAAUAAAAUAAUAUGUAGUCAUCAUAUUUAG
Molecule: messenger RNA, 243 nt
Organism: Rotaria sordida
Lineage: Eukaryota; Metazoa; Rotifera; Eurotatoria; Philodinida; Philodinidae
Source: the annotation of a GenBank genome assembly